This is a messenger RNA of Elaeis guineensis (African oil palm), 2921 nucleotides long. Its product is annotated as elongation factor 2. Gene Ontology annotation, cellular component: ribonucleoprotein complex; cytosol. Gene Ontology annotation, biological process: translational elongation. Gene Ontology annotation, molecular function: ribosome binding; GTPase activity; translation elongation factor activity. NCBI's taxonomy places the organism in Eukaryota, Viridiplantae, Streptophyta, Magnoliopsida, Arecales, Arecaceae. The record is from RefSeq and is a predicted model, not a curated record.
GAGACCUAUAUAUAUUCUCCAGCGAGAGGGAACGAGGGUUUUAGGGCCAUCGCUUCUGAGGUUGCGGCUGUGCUUUCUUGGUCCGGUGGAACAUACCUGAGCAUCUUUUGUUGAAUCUUCAGAGCAGGCAAGAUGGUGAAGUUCACAGUUGAAGAGCUCCGUAGGAUUAUGGACAUGAAGCAUAACAUCCGUAACAUGUCUGUCAUAGCACAUGUUGAUCAUGGCAAGUCUACUCUCACUGAUUCUCUUGUGGCGGCUGCUGGAAUCAUCGCCCAGGAAGUUGCUGGUGAUGUCAGGAUGACUGAUACCCGCCAGGAUGAAGCAGAACGUGGUAUCACGAUCAAAUCUACAGGGAUCUCUCUUUACUAUGAGAUGAGUGAUGAGUCUUUGAAGAACUAUAAGGGUGAGAGGAAUGGCAAUGAGUAUCUCAUCAAUCUCAUUGAUUCACCUGGGCAUGUUGACUUCUCUUCUGAGGUCACUGCUGCUCUCCGUAUCACUGAUGGUGCAUUAGUCGUCGUUGACUGUGUGGAGGGUGUUUGUGUCCAGACCGAAACUGUUCUUCGACAAGCGCUUGGAGAAAGAAUCAGACCUGUCUUGACUGUUAACAAGAUGGAUAGAUGUUUCUUAGAGCUUCAGGUUGAUGGGGAGGAAGCCUAUCAGACCUUUCAGCGUGUCAUUGAGAAUGCAAAUGUUAUUAUGGCAACCUACGAAGAUCCACUUCUUGGUGAUGUCCAAGUCUAUCCAGAGAAAGGGACUGUUGCUUUCUCAGCUGGGUUGCAUGGUUGGGCUUUCACUCUCACCAACUUUGCCAAAAUGUAUGCUGCCAAAUUUGGAGUUGAUGAGGCCAAGAUGAUGGAAAGACUUUGGGGUGAGAAUUACUUCGACCCAGCAACCAAGAAGUGGACCAACAAGAACACAGGUUCUCCUACUUGUAAGCGUGGCUUUGUACAAUUUUGUUAUGAACCAAUCAAACAAAUUAUCAGAACUUGCAUGAAUGAUCAGAAAGACAAAUUAUGGCCGAUGCUGCAGAAACUUGGUGUCAGCAUGAAAUCUGACGAGAAGGAACUUAUGGGCAAGGCUUUGAUGAAGCGUGUCAUGCAGACCUGGCUGCCUGCAAGCAGUGCCCUCCUUGAAAUGAUGAUCUUCCACCUUCCAUCUCCUUCCAAGGCACAGAAGUACCGUGUGGAGAACUUAUAUGAGGGCCCACUAGAUGAUGUAUAUGCAAAUGCUAUCAGAAAUUGUGACCCAGAAGGCCCUCUUAUGCUAUAUGUUUCAAAGAUGAUUCCCGCUUCUGAUAAGGGUAGAUUCUUUGCAUUUGGUCGGGUUUUCUCUGGAAGGGUCUCUACAGGUAUGAAGGUUCGGAUCAUGGGACCAAACUAUGUCCCAGGUCAGAAAAAAGACUUGUAUGUGAAGAGCGUGCAAAGAACUGUUAUCUGGAUGGGUAAGAGACAAGAGUCUGUAGAGGAUGUGCCUUGUGGAAACACAGUUGCCAUGGUUGGGUUAGAUCAAUUCAUCACCAAGAAUGCAACUCUUACAAAUGAGAAGGAAGCCGAUGCCCAUCCGAUAAGAGCUAUGAAAUUUUCUGUUUCUCCUGUUGUACGCGUAGCAGUUCAAUGCAAGAUUGCAUCUGACCUUCCCAAGCUUGUGGAAGGUUUAAAACGUCUGGCCAAAUCAGAUCCUAUGGUGGUCUGUACAAUAGAAGAAUCUGGUGAGCACAUCAUUGCAGGAGCUGGGGAGCUCCACCUUGAGAUUUGUUUGAAAGAUUUGCAGGAGGAUUUCAUGGGAGGUGCAGAGAUUGUAGUCUCUGAUCCCGUGGUCUCUUUCCGUGAAACUGUCCUGGAGAAAUCUUGCCGGACUGUGAUGAGCAAGUCACCAAACAAGCACAAUCGUCUCUACAUGGAAGCACGACCCAUGGAAGAUGGGCUUGCUGAGGCCAUUGAUGAAGGGCGCAUUGGCCCACGAGAUGAUCCAAAAGUACGUGCAAAGAUUCUGUCUGAGGAGUUUGGUUGGGACAAGGAUCUUGCUAAGAAGAUCUGGUGCUUUGGGCCCGAGACCACUGGUCCUAACAUGGUCGUUGAUAUGUGUAAGGGAGUUCAGUACCUUAAUGAAAUUAAGGACUCUGUUGUGGCUGGGUUCCAGUGGGCGUCAAAGGAAGGAGCAAUGGCUGAAGAAAACAUGCGUGGAAUAUGCUUUGAAGUAUGCGAUGUGGUUCUGCAUGCUGAUGCUAUUCACAGAGGUGGUGGUCAGAUCAUUCCAACUGCUAGAAGGGUCAUAUAUGCAUCUCAGUUGACAGCCAAACCACGGCUGUUGGAACCAGUUUACCUGGUAGAGAUUCAGGCUCCUGAGCAGGCACUUGGAGGCAUUUAUGGUGUUCUCAACCAGAAGCGAGGCCAUGUCUUUGAAGAGCUACAAAGGCCAGGUACUCCCCUUUACAACAUCAAGGCUUACCUCCCAGUCAUCGAGUCUUUUGGGUUCUCGGGCACUCUGAGGGCUGCCACAUCUGGUCAGGCUUUCCCCCAGUGUGUGUUUGACCACUGGGACAUGAUGUCUUCGGACCCAUUGGAGCCUGGUACUCAAGCAGCACAGCUUGUGAGCGACAUCCGCAAGAGGAAAGGCUUGAAGGAUCAGAUGACCCCAUUAUCUGAAUAUGAAGACAAGCUCUAAGUUAUUACGAGUUAUGCAUCUAGUCUUAUCUCGUAUCUGUCCCACCUACCAGAGUCUUUUUGCAGGUAGUUCCUGUAUUUGUUAUCUUUCAUGUUUUUUCAUGUCCUUGGAUAUUAAUUUCUGAUGUGUUAUUUGAACAAUUCCUAAUGGCAAAGUAUGUUGUCGAGAUGCUUUAUACAUCUUUGCUAAGCAAGGCACUGUCAAGAUAUUGAGACAGUUUGAAGUUAAGAAAAUUUUUCCAUCAAUGCCGCUUACGU